AUGCCGGAACCAAAGCGCAUCCUGUUCUUGACAAACAGCGAGUACGGACAGGCCAACGUGGUAUUGGCCGUGGCGCACGCUCUGCUCCAUGCAGCUGCAGACGUCGAGCUUCACAUUGCAUCGUUCAAAAUACUGGGCGAUGCGGUACGCCUCUUGUCCGACAACGCGCUCAAGACGGCGCCUGGUCCGUCCAAGGGCAUCGUGUUCCAUCCCAUCCAUGGCCAGCCGUACGCGCGGACACCGCUCACGAGGGAGACUUUUGACCUUGUGCCUAGUCUCUAUAAUACGGUGCGCGUCAUCUUGGCCUUUCCCGAGGUCAUGUCACCCUGGGAGCCGGCAGAGUUUGUGGGGCUUUGCGAGGAAGUCGAGCGCAUCAUUGACGAGGUGCGACCGGACUUGACCGUCGUCGAGCCAAUGUUUAACCCGGGAUUGACCAUUUGUCAUUAUCGCCGCAUGAAGUGGAUGGUCCUAGCUCCGAACACUAUCAAGGACUUUGCCGUCCCUGUCCAGCCAGCACUUGCGGCUCUGUGGAAAUAUCCCAUUGUCUGUUCAGCCUUGCCAUUUCCACUACCGUGGCACUUGAUUCCAUAUAACAUCGCGCUGAAUCUGGUGGCUGGAUACAUGAUCCUUACCGAUAAAAGCAUAGCCGCAGUGGUCGCCCGCCUCCGGAGUCGCUACGGGCCUGAUAUCCAGCUUAUGACGCCAAACGAGCUCGGUGUACUCAAAGCGCCGCCCGAGGGUCUGCGCCUCCUGGCGGCUAACAGCCCCGAGCUGGAUUAUCCGUUCGCCUACCUCCCCAAGCACAUUAUACCGGUCGGACCGAUCGUACGAGCAUCCAGAGCUCUCGCAGAUGUGGAUCCUGGCUUGCACGCAUGGCUGCAGCGCGGACCUGCUGUUUAUGUGAAUCUGGGGACCUACCUCACGGCCACGGCGGACGAGGCAGCCGAGCUCGCAGGUGCGUUGCACGACCUGCUUGUUGAGGCCGAUAAGUCCGGCUAUGGUGCGGAGACAACGCCGCUCCGAAUUGUUUGGAAGCUUGGGCGGAAGGAUUCGGCCACUGGGAGUGAUCGUCCUGCGCAGUUGAGCGGCGAGCAGGACUGGUCAGGUCCUUGGGCAAAAGUCGCUAAUUUGCUAAAGAGUGAGAUGGACUCGGACCGUAUUCGAAUCACCGGCUGGUUCACUGCAGAACCAAAGUCUAUUAUCGAGUCCAAAAACAUCAUCUGCUCGGUUCAUCAUGGUGGCGCCAGCUCUUUCAAUGAAGCUUUGUGUGCCGGUGUGCCCCAGGUAUUGCUAGCCCCAUGGGCAGAUUGCUACGACUUUGCCAAUAGGGCCGAACUCCUCGGCAUAGGGGUAUGGGGAAAUAAACAGGCCAGACCGAGAUGGAAGCGUGGCGAGCUGGCUUCGGCUUUGGUAAAUAUCAUUCUCGGUCCUGAUGCUGAAAAGACCAGAGACAGAGCGGCCGAAUUAGCUCGCAAGUACCCAGAAAAUGCUGGUAGAGAUAAAGCGGCGGAAGAGAUAUUAAAUAGUCUUUAA
Pestalotiopsis fici W106-1 is the source of this 1533-nucleotide messenger RNA. RefSeq lists its product as uncharacterized. Lineage: Eukaryota; Fungi; Ascomycota; Sordariomycetes; Amphisphaeriales; Sporocadaceae. The record is from RefSeq and is a predicted model, not a curated record. Bases 1 to 1533 code for a protein of 510 amino acids. The transcript has 3 exons.